Molecule: messenger RNA, 1213 nt
Organism: Branchiostoma belcheri (Belcher's lancelet)
Lineage: Eukaryota; Metazoa; Chordata; Leptocardii; Amphioxiformes; Branchiostomatidae
Product: glucosamine-6-phosphate isomerase 2-like
Exons: 9
Coding region: 158-1018 (286 amino acids)
Biological process (GO): N-acetylneuraminate catabolic process; N-acetylglucosamine catabolic process; carbohydrate metabolic process
Cellular component (GO): cytoplasm
Molecular function (GO): glucosamine-6-phosphate deaminase activity; identical protein binding
Source: RefSeq, a predicted model, not a curated record
GGUCACGGCGGGAGGAGGUCACGAGGAUUUCCAGCUGGCUCACGUGUCGGGCAGGACGACUCUCUUCUGCUCGGCGACUUAGUCCCCGCCUUAUCUGCAAAAUACACAACGAACAAGCUUCUUACAAUUAAGUUGUGUUGUAACCAAGUGAGUCAAGAUGCGUUUGGUUAUCCUUGAUGACUAUGACAAGGCCAGUGACUGGGCGGCCAGGUACAUCAUGAACAGGAUCCUACAGUUCCAGCCCGGUCCUGACAAGUAUUUUGUCAUGGGGCUGCCUACAGGUAGCACUCCAGUUGGAACAUACAAGAAGCUGAUAGAAUUCCACAAAGCUGGGCAGCUGUCCUUCAGAUAUGUCAAGACUUUCAAUAUGGAUGAGUAUGUUGCCAUACCCCGCGAUCACCCUGAGAGCUACCACUCCUUCAUGUGGACAAACUUCUUCAAACACAUCGACAUCCUGCCCGAGAACGCCCACAUUCUGGACGGCAAUGCUGAGGACCUGGAGGAGGAGUGCAGGUUAUACGAGGAGAAAAUUAAAGAAGCCGGUGGUGUUGAACUUUUCCUUGGUGGUAUUGGUCCAGACGGCCACAUUGCCUUCAAUGAGCCCGGCUCCAGCCUUGUAUCCAGAACGCGAGUCAAGACGCUGGCGAAGGAGACCAUCAUCGCUAACUCUCGUUUCUUUGGUGGCGACUUGGGCAAAGUGCCAACCAUGGCACUGACUGUGGGCGUCGGCACUGUCAUGGAUUCUAGGGAGGUGAUGAUCCUGAUCACAGGAGCCCACAAGGCCCUGGCCCUGUACAAGGCUAUAGAGGAGGGUGUGAGCCACAUGUGGACUGUCUCUGCAUUCCAACAACACAGGAAGGUCAUCUUUGUUUGCGACGAGGAUGCGACCUUGGAGCUGAAGGUCAAGACGGUGAAGUACUUCAAGGGUUUGAUGCACGUCCACAACAAGCUGAUCGAACCCAUCGAGAAUGGACCAGAGAAGAAGAAACGAAAAGUGGACGAAGGGAUCAGUAAUUGAAGACAAUAUUGUCUGUACAUCUAUGAGGCAGAGUGACGUUGAGUGGCUGUGAAGCUGCUGUGCUAUCGUAGAGAGCUGUAGUGGUGUGGCGCAUGGGCAGGGAAGGAGCUGACUGACAUCGAUGGGAUACUUUAUUUAAGGCCACAACAAGUCAACUUGUUGGUUUUGAGAUUCAUACAAAUAAUGCUGAACAAC